AUGUGAAGUUGGUGCCGUCCUGAGCGACCGGACCGGUCCGUCCCGGGGCUCGGCGGAGCCGCUGGGGAGGAGGGGAGGUCCGUCUUGGGGGCGUCGUUCUUCGGCACAGCCGCCGUGGUGAUGUUAGUCUGGCGGCCGGAGCGACGUCCGUUUGUCCGAGCAGCCCGCUGAAUGGAGCCAGGGUGCAGCAGGAGGCGCUCUCUGCCAGGGUGAGUCCUGCGUAUUUCAGCUGCCUUCAUCUCAGACACGACCGCCCAAGAACUGUCCCACAGUACUGGGAAGAUUGUCUGACGUCUGACCAGCCAGGGCUCCGGAGUGAUGUCAUCACGGGGGAUGCGGUCUGGGGCGGAGCUACAGGAGCUGAUGGACUCAUUACAGCGCAAGAAGCUGGCCCUAGAAGCAAGCUUACGGACCAAUGGGGAGUACCUCACCCUGGCACUGUCUCCGCCCAUCAGUGCCAGUCAUCGCUCCCAGGACCUGAACUGGCGGCCAUUUGGAACUCUGAAGGCAUCUGGCCAUGUGACCAGCCUCUCCACCCCUCCCUCGCCCCGGGAUGGGGACAGGGAGCGCUCCCUGAGUCCCACCCCCACGAGCCUGAUCUCCGGCCUUCGUAACCUGUCCCAGGACAGCACGGGCCCACCGAGCACCUCGGAUGGGAGGCGCCUGCUCACCACCUGGAACGGCUCGGCGUCCGAAGGCCGAUCUCGCUACCUGAGGCCUGGGGGAUCCAGCGGGACAGCCAGCGUCCCCUCCAGCCCGCGGCUGGCCCGUAGGGGGGGCCUGGAUUCUGCCUUCCGGCAGAGGAAACACUCGGCGGGGUCCUUAUCGAGCCUGGGAUCUCACAGCCUCUCGCUGCCCCGCCUCUACCGGUCAGCAGACAGCCCUGCCCUUUCAGUGCUCCCCCGCCGCUCAUCAGGUGGACUUGACGUGGGGGUGGAGUCCGUCUGCGGCUGGCCACGCUCACAGUGGAGCCCCGCUUUGACGGGACAGCCCGACGUCACUGUCCCAGCCAGCGUCCCUGCUAGCGUCCCUGGUAGCCCCCGACUUCCCCGGAGAAGGAACCGCUCCCUUUCGGGUUCUCACUGUGAUGUGGACAGAAGCAUGCUGCGAGGGUCGUCCCCGUGCCUGGAGCUGGGGCUCGGCGACAGGAGGUCAUCCUUCGGGAAGGCGGGGCUAGGGGCGGGGCUAGGGGCGUGGCUGGGGCCGCUGAUCCUGGGUCAGUGUGAGUCUACAGUGUGUGGUCUGUGUGUAAUGGCAGCAUGUGGCCCCCAGGAGCGCCAGCGCUUGGAGACCAUCCUCAGCCUGUGUUCAGAGCUGGGCCGGGGCGGGUCCACUGUGACUGACUUGCAGAAGAUCAACCGCGAGCUGGAGAAGCUGCAGGUGUCUGAUGAUGAGUCCGUCUUCUCUGAUUCUGCUGCCUUUGAGCCCCGAGCCCGGCGGGGCAGGCCCAGCGGGCAGCGUGACCGCCUGGUGACCACUCCUUCACCGCGCCUUCCGAAUGAGCAGCUGCCUGGGAUUGGGGAGGAGGUGCAGCUGAAACAGGAAGUGACACGUAUUGAAGAGGAGAGGAUCCAGGCACUGAACAAUGUAGAGGAGCUGGAGCAGAAGAUCAAAGACUUGGACAAUCAGAUGGAGGAGUCUGUGCGAGAGGUGGAGCUGGAACGCGCCCUGCUGGAGGGGGAGCAGCAGGCCGAGGCUGAACAACUGCAGCGUGACAAGGAGCUCUUGGAGCAGCUCAACCAGAAACUGCACCACGUGGGGAGCGGCGGACAGACCCGCAUCGCUACGGAGAGGGCCCAGCUCGAUGCACAGAGGGCAAAGGUCGCCAAGCUGGCAGAGCUUCUCUCAGAGCAGAAGACCCAGCUGGACACCUGUCCUGAGGCCCUCAGAGAGCAGCUCCAGCUGCAGCUGUCCAGGGAUGCAGAGACGCUGGAGAUGGAGAUGAAGAGGUUUGAGGACCUGGAAUUCCAGCAGCUGGAGCGAGAGAGUCGGCAGGAGGAAGAGAAGGAGAACCUGGGCCAGCAGCUGGAGCGAGGGAGCCGGCAGGAGGAGGAGAAGGAGAACUUCAGCCAGCAGCUGCUUAGAGAAAUUGCAGACUAUCAGCGAAGCACAGUGACACGCAAGGAGAAGCUCCUGGCCCUGAAGUUGCAGUGCAGCCAGAUUACCCAGCAAGCUCAGCGAGAGAGAGAGAACUUCAUGAAGGAAAGGGCCAACCUGCUGUCCAUGUUGCAGAGGGAGAAGGAGAAGCUGGAAGCUCUGGAGAGGGAGUAUGCAGGUCUGAUGGGAGGCAGGAGGAUCCCGCUCCACGCCUUUCCCACCAAGGAGGUCCGCCUACUGGAUGAGAGCAAGAGGGCAGGGAAGGAGGCGGGCUCGCAGCUGACUGACAGGUCACCACGUAAAAAGAGCCAAUCACCAGCAUUCAGCAGUGUCACACUGGGUCGAGGAAUGACCUCUAAGACCCACCUUCCCCUGGUCCAAAGCGCCAGCUGUGGCAGUGUCCUCCCCCGCUGCCAGGAGGCCAGACCACUGCCAAAGGGUAGUGCCUUCCACCUGGGGGGCACUGAUGAGAGGCGGGUGAGAGCUGCUUCUCACUCCAUUGUCCAGCUGCAUGCUUCCCUCUGUGGGGAUAACGGCAACGCCAUGGACAGCGUCAGCAUUCAGAGCUCUGACAGCAUGGAGACCAGCAUCUCCGCCUGCUCACCUGACAACAUCUCCAGUGCCAGCACCGCCAACGCUGCCAAACUGGAGGAGAUGGAAAGACUGCUAAGGGAGGCACAGGCUGAGAAGAUCCGGCUUUUGGAGAACCGGGAGCGUGAGAUGGAGGUACGCCGGCAGGCCCUAGAAGAGGAGAGGAGGCGCAGGGAGGAUCUGGAGAAGCGAUUAGAAGAGGAAACCAGCAGGAGGCAGAAGCUGGUUGAGAGGGAAGUGAAGCUGAGGGAGAGACAGAGAGAACAGUCCCGCCCCCUAACCCGCUACCUUCCAGUGAGGAGAGAUGAUUUUGACCUCCGUGGCCACAUCGAGUUGGCUGGCCACCACGUGGACACAUGCUAUCACGUGUCACUGACCGAGAAGACCUGCAGGGGCUUCCUGGUCAAGAUGGGCGGUAAGAUCAAGACAUGGAAGAAGCGAUGGUUUGUCUUCGAUCGCAACCGGCGAACGCUGUCCUACUUUGCUGAUAAGCAUGAGGUCCAGCUGAAGGGAGUCAUAUACUUCCAGGCCAUUGAGGAAGUCUAUUAUGAUCACUUAAAGAAUGCACACAAGAGCCCCAACGCCUCGCUGACGUUCAGCGUGAAGACCCACGACCGCGUGUAUUACAUGGUGGCACCAUCGCCGGAAGCCAUGCGCAUCUGGAUGGACGUGAUCAUCACGGGUGCUGAGGGUUACGCCCACUUCAUGGUCUAAACGCAUGGUCCAGAAAAUCCCUAGUGCCUUAUGCCCAUUCCGGACCAUUUCUCCUGCCCCCCCCCUCCCCCUUUUGGACUGUGUGUGGUACCUACCCCCAAGCUGCCACACCCCCCAGCCUUAAAACAUGGUACUGCAAUAACAGACAGAGCUUAAAGGUCAUUUCAGGGGUGAGACAAAUUCCAUGACCUUCCAGCUUCUCAGGACACAUAGUGUCUAACAAUGUUGAAGCUCUAUGCUGUUCGCCGUCUUUAUGGUGCCAAAGAAUCUGUAUUUCAAUUCUAUUUUUAUAUCAUGUGACUUUUCCUUAUGUGCGUGUGUGUUUACCCUUGACUGAAAUGAUGCACUUGGACCUAUUGAUAGCUCAGAGUAGCUGUUCAGUGGAGUAUUUCUACUGUUUAGUCAUUAGGGGGCAGUCUGUUACCACUCACUACCCCAGGAUGUUUCCAGAAUCGGGCUGUCCGGUCUACCCCCCCACCGCUACCCUGGCAUCUAAACUGACCCCUGCUCUGUUUCUGAGCCACCAUUUAUAUUUCCAGUUCCUGUUCACUGUCAGAACGCUCUCAGUGGCACAGUGUGUUACUUUUCUGUUCGGUGGGUGUCGUGCCCCACUACCCCCACUCCGGACGGUACUACAAAGCAAGGGGAGAUGAUGAUGUUAUUGAUAAUGGUGAAGAGUGCCUUUGUUAUCACUGGCUUGAGGAUGAGAGAUCCGGUUCCCCCGGCCCACAAUACUCCUCCUUAGCUUAGUAUUUUAAUUAAUAUUUUAAUCUGUUGUAUUUUUUAUUAUACAUCUUGCAUGUUUCUUUAUUUUUGUAUCCAGAAAUAAACCCCUAAGCUGAGA
This is a messenger RNA of Paramormyrops kingsleyae, 4246 nucleotides long. NCBI's taxonomy places the organism in Eukaryota, Metazoa, Chordata, Actinopteri, Osteoglossiformes, Mormyridae. The record is from RefSeq and is a predicted model, not a curated record.